AUGGCGCGCUGCGGCGGCGGCGCCUCARCGCCGAAGGGCCCCGGCCCGGCGGCGACGGAGCGGCAGCGGCUGAAGGAGGCGCUGGCGGAGCAGCUCCGGCAGGACAUCGGCAGGCUGCUGGCGGAGGGGACUCACUCCGACGUGACCAUCCGAGUAGGCGACGCGGCGCUGCGGGCGCACCGGGCCGUGCUGUUGGCGCGGGCGCCGSGGCUCUUCGCCGGUCUGGCGGCGGGGCGGCCGCCCGCGGAGGUGCUGCGGCUGGACGGCGUGGGACCCGCGGAGCUCCGRCGCUUCUUGCGGCUUGUAUAUUCAUCUGAUAAAAAUCUUAAUGAAGUUGAGGAGCUGGCUAUGAUGAAAAAAGUAUUGGAWCCCAAAUUAAUACAAGAAAGCAACACUACAACUCUUCAGGACACUCAAAAUAAUUUAAAUUGUUUUGGACAAAGCAAAAAAUCAGCUGUUGAUCAGAAUACUCCAAGAGGAGCUGUGCAGAAAGAAGUUGGUUGUUCAUCUUGUACUGAGGAGGAAAUUCCGGACAUAAUCAUUGAUGCAGAAAGCAACAAAUCCACUGCAGGUAAUUCGAAAGUAGAAACUGCAUCUAUAUUAGGGGAAGACUUACUGAUGCUCUACAAGAAAUGCUGUUGUCCAGACAUCAGUAUUUGUGUAGAAGGCAAAGACUUUCAAGCUCACAGGGCYAUUUUAUGUGCCAGAUCUAGUUACUUUGCUGCUAUGCUGAGUGGAAGUUGGGCUGAGAGCUCCCAAGAGCACAUCACUCUUCAAGGCAUAAGCCAUGUAGAAAUGAGUGUCAUCUUGCAUUUUAUAUAUGGAGCUAUUUUGGACUUUCCAGACAAAGCUGAUGUUGGUCGCAUGUUGGGCAUUGCAGAUAUGUACGGGCUGGAUGGGCUAAAAGAAGUAGCUAUCUACAUUUUGAAAAGAGAUUACUGCAACUUUUUCCAAAAGCCUGUUCCUGGCAAACAGCAACCUGUACUAGAAUGCAUGGCUAUUGCUCAUUCUUUGGGAGUGGAAAACCUAUAUGCUGCUUGCAUGAAAUGGGUAGGAAAACAUUUUGCAAGAUGUUUGUCAGAGAGAAGCUUUGCCAAUUUACCUACUGAACUUCAGAACAACUGUCUUGUUAUGUUGAUUAACUCUUUGAACCACAAGAAUGCGGCUUUCCUUUUGAUGGAGAGUGACCGGCUGAUCAAUAGCCUUCCCCAAGUGAAAUGGACGGAGACAGCUGUGGCCUUGGCAUCACGGCUGCAUGAGGAAUGUGUUACCUUUAUUGUUGCAAACUUCCUACAUGUAGUACAAAGUGAAGGUUUCUCUGUUUUGUUGCAGGCACAGGCAAUGAGCAGCAAACCUGACCUUCUAGAACUAAUUUUCAAUGCAAUUGAAAAAAGCAUUACUAAUGAAAAUAGCUGCUUUCUUCUUGUAGCAGUGGAUAUGUUGUUGGAGGCUGCAAAUGCAAAGGAGAUGGGUUUUACGUGCAAGAUCCAGGCGCUGCRUGAUAAGCUCUGGGUCUUCCUGGUUCAGUCUUUUUAUGCUGUUCGUCACACAGAAGGCUGGAAGCUGGUGAGGCCAGACCAUCAACAGAAAAUACAAGCAGCKGCAUUUGACAAGGGUGAUGACCGCAGACUUGGCAAAAAACCUGUAUUCACUAGCUCUCAGCUAAAUAAAACUACUACUGCAUCUGUUGGUAUAAGGAAUACUUCCCGGGCAGAACAAGGCAAGAAAGUUUGCUGGGGAGCUUCUUCCAYUAAUCGGGAUAAAAUGAAAUCUGAUGGAUUAGGAGCAUCUGGACAUGCAUCAACCAAUAGAAACACUAUUAAUAAGACUUCAAAGCAUGAGGAUGUAAAAGGGAAAGAUGGCAAAAAAUUAGUUUCCAAGAUUACUAAGGAUUCCAAACCUGGGGAAAAAGCUGCUUCGCCAAAGGCUAGAGCUGUUAUAAAGACAAAAAUAGAAAAUAAUGGAAAUGUGAAGGCCGAAAGCAUGCUUACCAAGCAAGACAUAGAAAAGACGUCAUCUGCAAGUGGACAGAAAAAUUCAGGAAGUAGCAAAGGACUAAAGAAUCAUGAAGGAAAAAUUGCAGGUGCCAGACCUAAAGUGCUGACAGUAACCUCAAGCAUGCAGAACAAAACAAAGCCAUUGAAAAAAGCCACAGGAAAGGAAUCUCCUUCCUUGGUGACUGUAGCAGCAACGUCCAGCAAGUCAGCAAAUUCAAACACGGAUAUCCAGACUGCCAGUGAACAGACAGAGGAACCCAAAGAGGAUAAAUUGGUAGAGGAAGGGAAAAAACAGACUGUAGUGAAAACAAAGGCAUCUGUGAAGAUAUCAAAUGGAGUCACCACCAAAAAAAAAAAGACUGAGCUUGAGGCUAAUGUCACAACAAGCAGUCUGACAAAAAAAUCAGCAGGAAAAGGGUGUAAUGAGCAAAAUGUACAAGUUGUUCUAAAGAAGAAAGGGAAUGUGAGUACCAAUUCUGCAGCACAGCAAAAGACUCAAAAUGCACCUACCAAUUCUCCCAAGAACCAAGGACCUCAGGGGGAAUCACCAAAUUCACUGAAAUCAGRAAUGUCUCCAAAACAUAAUGAAGAAAAAAAUGUGUUACAACACCUGGUUCAGACAACAGUCUCAGAAAAACACCCUUCAGCUAAGAAGAAGAGUAUUAAACAAUCACAAACACCUGUAACAAAAGCCACUGCAAAAAUAACACCUAAGACUCUGGCUCCAUCAAAGAAUGCUGAGAUUACAAAUAAUAAAGACCCAAAACAGAAAACAGCUGUAUUAAAAUCUCAGUCCUCUGCCCAGAAGCAUUCAAGGAGUGAGUCUCCUAUUGUCCAGAAGAAUGUGCACACCUCUGAGCACAGAGGUUCAGGACAGAAACUUGAGAAAAACACGGCUGAUGCCAUAGCAGGUCCACUUCAUGACAACAAUGAACGCAAUUCUGCAAAUGAAUCUUUAAAACCUGCCAUGGAAAGUAGCAAUGACAAUAAAUUGCUGGAGUCCUGUCAAACCAAUAAACAAAAAUUACCAGAUUCUUCUGAAAAUGUGCAAUACAAAAUACAAUCCGAAUCUUCUCUUCUAAUUGCAGAAGAAACUAUUAAUAAACUGAACGUUUCACUACAAAAUGACAUGGAAACAAGACAAAUCUGUGGAGAUCAGACUGGAAUUAGAAAGACUGAAGAUCCAGAGAAAGAUAAUACAGCUGAAUUUCACUUUCAUGCACAGUCUCCCAGUGAUGGAUAUUCAGACCUUUCCAAGGAAACCAAUCAAAAGGUUACUGUUUUAGGAGAACUGGUGAAAGAUUCAAAAAGAACAAAAGUCUGUAAUGAACAGAGUGAUAAAAUAAACCCUGAAACAGGUUUUAACAAUGGUGAAAACACUUUGUCAAGCUUUUCCCAAGUAACCAGUAAAGAGGAUGAAACAUCAUCUCCUCAGAUCAGUGUGGAGGGAUUUCUUACAGUUGAUGAACUGUGUGAUACAUCAACUGAAUAUAAAUCAGUUACAACAGAUUUAGAUGAUGUUUCAGAAUGUUCCACAGAACAAAUAACAGAAAAAUACUCACCGAAUUACACAGAGCUUAUCGAUCCCAUGGAAAUGUCAGAAAACCAUGAAAAUGCAGAAAUUCCCUUUGUGGACCACUGGAGUACUGGUGCCGUAGAUCCCAAAGAGAGUCCAGAAUCAGACACUGGCAGUGCAACCACAUCUUCUGAUGAUAUAAAACCAAGAUCAGAAGAUUAUGAUGCUGGAGGCUCUCAGGAUGAUGAGGGAUCCAAUGAAAGAGGGAUUUCUAAAUGCAGUACUAUGUUAUGUCAUGAUUUUCUUGGAAGAAGCAGCAGUGACACAAGUACACCUGAGGAAUUAAAAAUUUAUGAUAGCAGCCUAAGAAUUGAAGUGAAAAUGAAAAAAGAGGGUUCUGAUCUCUUCCGUGUUAAUUCAACAAGUGAUGAUGAAAUACCAAGAAAAAGACCUGAAAUUUGGUCCCAUCAAGAGAGUUCACGGACCGCUACUAGAGAAAGCAAAAGUUCUACUUUUGGUAAUGCACAGUUUACUCAGGAAGCAGACCAAGUUUCUUCUUCUGCCGAUGAAACAGAAGAUGACAGAUCUGAAGCAGAGAACGUUGCAGAAAACUUUCCACCAUCAAAUGUUCCUACUCAACAGUUCCAAGGAAUUGAUAAUUUAGCUUUUGAGGAUGCAACAGAAAAUGAUACUGCAAGUCAGGAGUUUUCUAAAACUAAAAAUUUCAAACGAUCUGUUUUACUUUCAGUAGAUGAAUGUGAAGAAUUGGGAGCUGAUGAUAAAGUGGAAACUCACACUUCAAGUCAGCACUCARUAGAUUCUCUUACUCCAGAAGUAUUUGACAGUGUUUCUCAAGAGCACCAUGGAAAGACGUUUUAUUCAAGAUACUCACUGGAAACUGAAGAUGGAUUCCUGGAUGGCAAACAGCACAAGGAUAAAGACAAUAGAACAGAUAAAAGUGGAACUCUCCCGAAUCUUCAUGGUACUGAAAUCCCAGGAAAGGAGAAUCAAGGUGCUUCAAUCACUGAACAAAAUUGCCCAGAGAAAGUGUAUUCAGCAGGUAGCCCAUGUCCAGGAGAAAACCAGAAAGUAAAUAUGAAGAAUGAGGUGGCUAGUGAAUUUCACCAGUGCAAUAAGUACUUGGACAAUGAUGCAAAAUCUCAAGAAAGACCAUGUCAUCUGGAUCUUCAGAGAGAAGCUAAUUCUGAUGUGCAAAAGAGCAGCACUGCAAAACCUGUAGAAGCCAGUAAGAAUCAGAUACUGACUCAGGAAAGUCAAGUGAGAGACAGUCAACCAGCAACUACUGAAUGCGCUAAUACUGAUUUCCUUCCAGGAGACAUAGAUGAUUAUGACACAAUGGCACAAACCUGCAUGUAUGAACAUCGGCCUCCAAAAACCCUCUCUCCAAUUUAUGAGAUGGAUGUUGGAGAAGCAAUUGAGCAGAGGAUGGAUUCAGAAACAGCAGUUCUAGAGGUGGAUUUUGAAGAUCAACAGUUUGCAGAACAGGACUGGACUCUACUCAGGCAAUUGUUAUCUGAGCAGGACUCAAAUAUAGAUUUCAAAAACUCUGUUCCUGAAGACCUUAACUUAGCACAAUGUCUUAUCAAUCAGACACUGUUUCUGGCACGAGAUGGUUCGAAUCCUCAGGGUACAUCACAAGUUGACACAUUCAGCAGGUGGACUGAACUCAUGUCUCCACUUGACGAUUCCUCAGCAAGCAUUACAGUGGCAAGCUUUUCAUCUGAAGACUGUUCGUCCCCUCAAGGGGAAUGGACAAUUCUUGAACUGGAAACCCAUCAUUAAGGUGUCAGCUCUUUGCAACUGAAUUCCAACCCAUUCCCCAAAUCUAUUUUUGAUGAGUUGUUUCCGUACAAUAAUGAAAUACUGCAUCAGUCAAGAACACGCAAUUCUUGAUACUGAGGCAAUCUUUCUGAUAAAAUGAGGUAAAUACAUUAACUUAUAAUCUAGAUUUAAUCACAAGUACAAUAAUUUUUCAGGACUUAAAUGUAUGUUUUUUCUAAAAAUGAAUUUUGAGCAUGUAUUUUCUAGAAUUGUUAGAAAAACUAGAUGACAUGAAAGAAAAAUCUGGGUUUCCAGCCUCCCUUUUAUCUACUUUUUUGACAUUAAAUGUUCUCAUUGAUCAAAAAUUUAAAGAUGAAUGCACAAUUAGUAGAGCUAUUCCUUUCCUUCUCCCCUCCUCUCUAUAUGGUGGCAUCAAUUUACAACAAUAAAGAUUCAGAAUGGUUGUGUCAAAAGGUGAUGUGUGCCAACACUACUUUAAAUGACAGGAAAACAUCUUUAUAUUCAAAGAAAAUGUUUCAAUCUGAAUCUGCCUUGGGCCUUAUUAAUAUGAGCAGCUUGUUUCAUCUGUUUCUUCCAGAUUUGAUUUUUGUAUUUUGGUUUGUUCUGAAGUUUCCAAUAAAUCUUUUUAAUUGCCUUUUCUUCAAAUAUUAAGACUUCARAGGGUCUGUGCUAUAUGAAGAGCACUGUUUCUUUCUUGUAAAUGCACGCAUUUAAGUAAAUAUUUUAAAUGGCAUACUGCAUGAAUUCAAAGGAGUUAGUAGAAUGCUGCUCCUGUUCUAAGAAACAGCAUGUCUGAUGUCUCCAAAAGUACAUCUGACUCUGAAGCUGUGGUCAGUGUUACUCAUAAGUCUGAUGUUAGCUAGAAUUACCUUCAAGAAUUAAUUAAUUACACUUGCACUGUUCUGAUGCUGAUGCAUAGCAAGAUUCUCAGGAACUUGGUUUGGUUUUGUUUUCRUAGAAGCCACAUUUUUAGGAGUGGUAAUAGGAUUCCUGCAUCUUCAUUAUUAUCUCUAGUGUAGCUUUUAUAGAUUGAAACUAAAUGUCAUCAUAACCUUUCUUUUGACUCGGAGUGAAAUAGGAUAUACAGAUCAUUCUGCUGCUUUUGGCUAUUUGGUUGUGGAUAGGACUGUCUUUUCUGAUUUGACAGGGGAGGAAGGACUGAGAAACUAUUUGUAAUUCUUACCAAGUUAGAACUUCUGAAAUAUACAGGCUUAUUUUCCCUGCAAAUGUUGCACCUUCUUAAGAUAUCUGCAUUAUGGAAACAGUAGGGCUUGUCUUUUACACAGCUUAAAAUCUAAAAAGGAAGUGUUCUACCUCCUCUUAGUCAUUAAUAGAAGUGCCUUCAGAAGUGGGUGCCAUAUAGCAGUAAAAGGCUACUAACAUUCUAUUUUGGUUGAAACUAUGUAAGUACACAACUUAAGCUGGCUGUAACCACUGACAACAUGGUCAGUUUUGCAAGCUUAUGCACAAUUCCAGCAGUGCACCUUAAUUUUCUUGACAAAGUUCAUUUCUUUUUGUUCUUAGGCAGAAACGCAGUUCUGUGGAAAGUUGGAAGUUGCCCUAGUGUAUGAUUAAAGAAGUUAUUACUUUGGAUUUGACAUAAUAAAGAGCUUUGAGGCAAAAAAAAAUUAUCUAGACAGCCACUUUGUUGAACUUCUGGUACAAAAGUAAAAGUUAAGUUUCAUUCUCAAAAUGAAUGGAGAAACAAUUUUACCUUGUUCUUUAUGAUCAAGGUAAGGGGAAGAAAAGAAAACCUUCCUUUCUCUUUAUGUCAGUGGAGGACUCUAAACUCAUGGAAGAUGUUCAGUCUCAAAAUAAAAAUCUUUCAUCUACUCUUUUAGCAGCAACAUAAAUAGUCUGAGAUACUAUAAUGCAAAAUACUGUAAAUGUAAUAUGCUAUAUUCAACCCAGUCUUCAUAUGGAGGGAGUUAGARCCACCUUUAGAAGUGCAAAUCAUCAAGAAAACCUAUUUUUCAUGUUCAGAGUUUACAAGGUAUAUCAAUAGGGAUAAUCUUUUGGAUAAAAUAAAAAACUCUAGUAUUAACCAUAAUAAAAGAUGAAACUCAAGAGGUGCUCUUUCAGAAGGCUAAGUAAUAGUGUUUUUCAGUUUCUGUGUAAAGCAGUAAAGUAGAAGUUGUUUAUCAAAAAGCUUAAUCAACUUUAAAAUCCUGAUAAUAUUCUGACAGUGGGCAUUCACAUGUUAAACAAGAUGAAGUGAUGGAAAGGAGAAGUGACAGAAAGUGAAGAAGGGCUCCUUUUGUCGGUUUUUUGCUUUGCCCAUAUUUUUAACUUCUAACUGAAUUGAUAAAGUGACACUGAAAAUUGACGCAAAAUUUUAGGUUUAUUGUAUGAAAUACAAUCACAUAUAGGGUUUUUUAGAUCAGAGUUUUUUUCUUUGCAAUUACUUUUUCUGUUGUAUCAAAAUUAAAUUAGCUUCUCUCUUCAARUCCCCAGAGAUGUUGUUGCAAUUCCUUUAACAAUUUUGCAGCAGACCCUGAUUAGGAUAUGGUAUUGUUCAGCUGGUACAUAGGCAGCCACAGAAUUCAGCUUCCCACAGCCACAUAGUGUCUGUAGAAGAAGCAGGAAUAGAAAGUGGUAUUGUUUUUAAUUCGCGUUACUAGAGUGCCUGUGAGGCUUAAUCAGACCAGCAUCCCACUGGCUAGACAUUGUACAAACAAAGAACAAAAACAAAGACUUCCCACAGAGUGGUUAGCAUCCAGGAUAAGACAAAAGACAAAAAAAAAUGCACAUGAAUGGAAAAGUAAAAUGAGAGUGUCAAUAUUUGUCUAGCUGAUUAGCAAUGGUUUCAGCACAUCAUCGGUUUAAACAGUCAUUUUUUCUCCUGUAUGCAUUAUGAGAAGGGGAAACUGGAGGGUGAGAUUUGAAGGCUAGAUAACAAGGGAGCUCGAAGAAUGUAUAUUCCUGAGCAGCCCUGUCUGCUGCCUAAAUUGUUUGACCCUGACCUCAUUCAGGAGGAUGUUCAAGCUUUAAGCCAGGUGUAGGUGGCUAUUUGUUUAAUACUAUCAGUCACUUGAAUUCUUUGGCUCCUGACAGUGAUUUUAUUACUGUAUUGGCCUAUUCUCCAAAGCAUGAGAGAAUGGAUAAAGGUUUGGAGAAACAAUCAAAUCUGGUGUCAUGGGCUCCAAGUGAUUAGCAAUUAUGAGGUCCUGAAAGACCUCUAAAGUAAAGACAAGAUAGAUACAUCUGAUCAAACAUUGAAGGAGCGUCAGUGAGGAAACUAAAAAGAUGGCAUAGUCAGAAUACUACCUCAUUAAAUCAAUGAAAUUUAAAGGAGAGGACUUGGAAAUCAGAGUCUGAGAUACUGACCCUGAUUUGGCCUACGUUGAAUGGCAUAUUAUAAAAGUGAAAAAUAAGGAAGAAUGUUUUACACAUAUGAAUGUAUUAAGUUUUAAAAAGGCUACACCUCCAAAAGUGAUAUCUGUUACCUGUAGACAUAAUUACCUUUCUUUUCACUUGGAAAGUUAAGCAUCUAGUCUGGACUGGAGAAGCUUUUUACAUACAGAUAACAGCUAAAAUUGCAUUUGUGGAGUAAGCAACCAACAGAUAUUGCAGACAGAAAAGGGAAGGCCAAACAUCUGGAACCCUACAGAAAACUGAGGAAAGUGGAGGUUCUUCCAAAUAAUCUAUUAAAAAAGGAAAUUAAGGAAGCAAAGGAAAUGAAAAGAUGGAGACAGGAGUCAAAUGAGGAUGACAGGAUUUAAGGAAAACUGCACCAUUGGCCUCACUGGACAUAGCCCAUAAGGCAGAUAAGUAUAAAAUACCAGUUUUGAGGUCAGUUAAUAAAGUGUUCUUAGGGACUGUGGUCAAAAUGAGAUUGGCCUGCAGAGUCAAAGGCAGCAUAUACCAGUUUGGUACAGCCUGACAAAGUUGCAGGAAGGAAACUGAGCCUAACCACUGAGAGAGAAAUAACAGUUAGAAAAGCAGAACAGUUAAUAAUAUAUUUUGGUUUGCUUUUUCAAUGCAUGAGAUUAUAGCAUGUUUAUAUAGUGAAGCAAAAGAAAUGCAGCGGCUGAGACAUACAGUGAAGAUCAGGAGAGAUAAGUAAGCAUGAAAUGAGAUCAGCAGGCAGUCUGGACUGCUACAAGUGAUCAGAUAAAUGCAUAAAAAAACCCAGACAUCUGCUUUUGUGGUGUAGGGGUAAUGGAAAGGACACUUCAGAAAUUCGUAAUUUUUUCCCCUGCAAAAACCUUUUCUACAAUCAUAGAAUUGCUGAAAAAUUGCAGAAAAAUCAUAGAAAUACAGGAAAUGCAGGCCUGAAUGGAUCACUAAAGGUCUGUAGUCCAACCUCCUUCUAAGAGCAAGGGUAAUUUCAAAAUUAGAUCAGUUGUUAGGGCCUCAUCAACGUCCAUAGCACAUAAAAUUAUGAUAUAGUCAGCAGGCAGAAACAUGGUGCUCAUAGGAAAGAGGUAUAUUGAGAUUAAACUAUUCUAAUUGUAAUAAAACUACUUUGGGUAUUGUUGGAAAAUAUUACUAAUUAGGUACAAGAAAUAUGGCUAGCUUGCAAUAUUUUCAAGUUCUGGAUGAUAUGUGACUGAACUGUACAUGUUUAAUAAUAUUAUUCCACAUUUUUAAGGUUUUUAAUUAUUUCAAAAUUAUACUCAAUUUUUGAGUUUGCAAAUUUUAUUAUUUUGGAAGAACUAGGGCAAGAGAACUUCCCAUGUUUCUUACAAAGACUGUUCCUAGGAUGUGUUCCCCUAGCAUUGUUCAUCAGUUGUUUUAGGGAAUAUGUUAAAAAAGAAAUGCACAUACCUGUUCUGGGUGCAGAUUGUAGGAGACUAUUUUAUAUGUAUUUCAAGAUUUCAAUAUAUAUUAUUGCCAUUUAGAAAAUAAUAAGUAGCAUGCUCAUUCUACUUUGCUCCAGAAAAUGUAAACCUUUGCAUGGAGGAAUUAAGAACUGCUCUUAUGUUGUUCAUCUGUUGCUCAGAACCAAGACAUCUAAAAAUUCAUUAUUUUGCUUUCACUAAUGUCAAAGAAAAACUCUUGUUGACCUCAGCUGAAGCAGGUUCAGGGCUUGCCUAUGUUAAUGCAUGUACUAGAAAUGCUAUUUUUCCAAUAGAUCUAUUUCGUAGUUUUCUAGUUUUACUCUACAUUGUACAAUUGUAGGAAUGACAAAUUACAGCUAGAAAGAUUUCGAUUUAGGAGUCAUAAUUGUAUGCAUUCUGUUAAUAUUUCAUGACUGGGGUGAUUUAACAUUUGUACAUUGAUGGAUGACAUUCUUGCCAGGACUACACAGGAACUGAGGACGAAAGACAAAAUGAGAAGUAUUGCAGCUUUAUUACAACAGAUGAUUCCCUAGAAUUGGGCUUUUAGAUCUAAGAUCCAGUAUAAUUAGAAGCUUUCAUCUCUUGCAGAAAAUCCAUACUGAUUUUCAUCUUUCUGAACAAAAGCUAUAUGCAGUUGGUUUGUUGUUUUUUGGGGUUUUUUUUUAUAAUAAGCUUUAAUGUUCAACUUUGGAAAAAGUAAAGCUCAAAUGUCUUCUUUAGCUAUUUUAAAAUCUAGCUUCUUCCUAUUGGCAACAACUGUGUGUUUAAGGAAACUAAACCUGUAACAGAGGGAAGUGAUUUAUCUAAAAAAUGGAUAUCACCUGGGGAAAAAUACUGUGUUUGGUAAUUUCUUUGGGUUUUUUACAUUCAGUAACUAAAAACAGAAGAAGCUAUACAGAGCGGGUAUGCACACACACCUGUUUAUUUCUUGUAUUUGACCUUCCUUUCGUACUUUGCAAUCUGUACUGCACACUCCAUUAAGCCACAGUUCUGCAAACACAGAAGUGAAUCCACAGCCGCAUUUGCAGAUUGGCUUUCAGCUUAACAUUCUCUUUUCAGAAAGGGUAAUGGAGCUGACACUGGGGGCAAGCACUGUGCAUACUUGUGUUUUAUACGGUACUCAACUUAAUGAGGUUCUAAUCCUGAUGAACCAUCUGGAUGCAGUUAAAGUAUGAAAUAAUUAAUAACAGAAUUCCAUUAAGUUGCUUCCCUGUUCUCCUUAAUUUAUUGCUCAGAAGACUGCCCMGUUAGAGAAAUCAAAGUCCUGAGAAAUCCAAAUUUUUGCACUGCAUGUAACAAAAGUUCUUUUGCUAUUGCACAGAUAAUAUGAAUACAUGUCUUCAGUAACUCAGACCUCAGUAUCUGGAGGGGCUGACUAUAACUCAGUAACUAGRUACAUUUAACAAGGACACUGAUGGUCAAAAUAGGGUUUAUGUUACUUACACAUGAUGACUGUUAACUGGAUUAGAGUGCAUAUUCUAGUGAACCUGAACAGAGGUCCACAUGCACAAAUUUGGGACUCUGCCCAGUUACCCACGUAGUCCAUCAUACUUUGUAUUUAUGCACUCAAGUGACAGUGACUACUUUUUCUCAGCUUCCACUGAAGUUGGGUGAGUGGUAUCAGAUCCACAUUUAUAAAGAUCACUUUAUUUAAGUGUCUGGACAGAAAGACUAGUUACUGGAGUAAAAUUUUGGCUUAUGAACCUCAAAUGCAUAAAACACUUCCGAGACUGAUCUCACCAACUUAAACCUACAUCCUCAAUUAUGCAAUCCUUAUGUAGGAAUUUUUACAAUUUUCUUGCAGUUGUGUCUAAUGAAGUAAUUUUCAUUCUUCACUUUUUUACUAACCCUCUUUCGAGUGUGGCAUGACAUCCUGCCAGUAGAGUUAUAUCUGUGUACUUAAGAUCAGUAUAAAUAGGACAAACCCUGUGUACMUGCCAGAUUCAGUGUAGGUAGUGUAAAAACUGUUUGUGACCUUCACAGAAUGAGGUAAUACCCACAAACAUGAGACCCACCUCUAAGUCAAACUUCUUACCUUUAACAAAAUGCCCUCCUGUAUCUGUAGAGAAAAAAAACUUCAGUCUUUCUUUUCUGGAUUCUCAUGUUCUAGUAACCAAGAUUAAUCCAAUAGAUGUAUAAUGGGAUGCAUACGGAGAAAAGUUUGACUCACUACCUGUAGUCCAUGGCUUUAUGAUCCUAGAAUAUUUUGAGCACUCAGUCUUGUGGAGGGGGAGGGAGGUUGUUAAACUCUCAACCUGAAUGCUUGCAUGUUUCCCACCCRCUUGCUUUCCAGACUUAGAAAAUGAGCUGGGGCCUAAUAAUCCUAUUUCAAAAUUACUCCCUGUCAACACGGUCUUCUGUUUCCAGAAUAUCUGUAUGGUUGCAUAGUUCCAMAACCUUUCUUUCCCAUGCUACAUACUGAAGGUUCUUAGUUGAUUUCUGUAUAACAGAAAAUAAUAAAUCCUA
Messenger RNA from Malurus melanocephalus (red-backed fairy wren), 12566 nucleotides. RefSeq names its product BTB domain containing 8 (gene BTBD8). Lineage: Eukaryota; Metazoa; Chordata; Aves; Passeriformes; Maluridae. The record is from RefSeq and is a predicted model, not a curated record. Bases 1 to 5316 code for a protein of 1771 amino acids. Gene Ontology annotation, molecular function: protein binding. The transcript has 18 exons.